AUGGCAGACCGGGACUUCCAUGUAGAGAAGUGCUUGCCUGAACUGGCUGGUGCCAUCAAAAGGUCCAAGGUGCUCAUGGUCGGAGCUGGCGGUAUUGGCUGUGAAUUGCUGAAGAACCUCGUCCUGACUGGCUUUGGCGAAGUACAUCUGCUUGACCUCGACACAAUUGACUUAUCCAACUUGAACAGACAGUUCCUGUUUCAAAAGCAGCACAUCAAGAAGUCCAAGGCGCUGGUCGCCAAAGAAACAGCUGCAAAGUUCAACCCACACGUCAAGCUCGAAGCAUACCACGCCAAUAUCAAAGAUGCAAAGUAUGACAUUGCAUGGUUCCAGCAAUUCAAUCUCGUCUUCAAUGCUCUAGACAAUAUCGAUGCGCGUCGCCAUGUCAACAAGAUGUGCCUGGCGGCUGAUGUACCUUUGAUUGAGUCUGGCACAACAGGCUUUCGCGGCCAGGUGCAGGUGAUUGUGCGUGGCAAGACCGAGUGCUAUGAUUGCCAUCCAAAAGAAGUGCCUAAAAGCUUCCCCAUCUGUACUAUUCGAAGCACUCCCAGUCAACCGAUUCAUUGCAUCGUCUGGGCAAAAUCUUACCUCUUCAGUCAAGUCUUUGGCGUAGAUGAGGAUGAAGGCACACUCGACGGUUCCUCCAAUGCAGAGAAUGCAGAUGAGAUUGCCAACCUCGCAAAAGAGGCAAAUGCACUCAAGGUCAUUCGCGAAGCGGUGGGACAACCAGAGUUCAAGCGGCUCGUGUUUGACAAGGUAUUCAAGGAAGAUAUUGAAAGAUUGCGGUCUAUGGAGGAGAUGUGGCAGUCGAGAACAAAGCCCGAUUCGCUGUCUUUCGACACAGUCAACAGCAAAGCUCAGGAACAGGGUGGGCAGCCAUGGACAAAUGAUCAGGCACUUUGGACACUGGAAGACAAUAUCCUGGUCUUCAAUGAUUCCCUCGACAGGCUCAGCGCUAGGCUCCUAAAGCUCAAGGCAGACGCUGUUCCCGACUCUGCUGCACCCGUACUGUCGUUCGACAAGGAUGAUGUUGACACGCUCGACUUUGUGGCAGCCGCUGCCAAUAUUCGUGCACACAUCUUUGGCAUUGACAAGAAGACCAAGUUUGAGAUCAAGCAAAUGGCCGGUAAUAUUAUUGCGGCUAUUGCCACAACCAAUGCCAUCAUUGCUGGCGUGUGCGUCUUACAAUCCUUCAAAGUCUUGAAAAAUGAAAUCAAGCAAGCUAAGACGGUCUUCUUAUCGCGUCGGCCGGAGCGUGUCUUCAACAAUGAAGUUGUCGCUUCGCCUGUGCAAGAUUGUCAAGUUUGUGGCGUCGCGCGUGCACAACUACGAUGUGAUACUAGCAAACACACGCUUGGGGAAGUUGUGGAGAUGCUGAAACAGACUUGCGGCUACACCGACGAGAUCUCGGUGCUCACAGACAACCUCAUCUAUGACCCUGACUUUGACGACAAUGUCAGUAAAUCGCUUGCCGAUCUGAGUGCGGGGAGCGGCGUUUUCUUGACCGUUGUCGAUGAGGACGAAGAUGAUGAAGCCGGACCGCGCGUGAAUCUAGUCCUUGCGAUUCAGCACAUCGAGGGCCAGACUAUCGUGGAGCUUGACUCGACACCCGACAUUGCAAGGCGGCCGAAGAAGCAGCUGGUCGAGACGGACAACGUUGUUCCUGCUGCGCCAGAAGUUAAUGGCACAGGAGAGAAGCGCAAGCGCGAGGGAGAGGAUGAUUCGGAAUCAGGCAGCUCAAAGAAGAAGAAGGUCGAGCAAGAAGUGCUCUACAUCAAUGACGGCGAUGAAAUUGAGAUUGAUUAG
Molecule: messenger RNA, 1806 nt
Organism: Protomyces lactucae-debilis
Lineage: Eukaryota; Fungi; Ascomycota; Taphrinomycetes; Taphrinales; Protomycetaceae
Exons: 1
Coding region: 1-1806 (601 amino acids)
Biological process (GO): protein sumoylation
Cellular component (GO): cytoplasm; SUMO activating enzyme complex
Molecular function (GO): SUMO activating enzyme activity
Source: RefSeq, a predicted model, not a curated record